CAGAUAAGUCCAAGUGAUAGGCUGAGAUUUGUUGUGAUGCUGCAAGAGAUAUAGGUAUAUAAACAUAUUCCGGAGCCGAUUUUCGAAGAUCGGCUAGCCGGGGUCACCAAAUGGAUUGUGUUCUUCUGAGCUCACAUUUGUCAUCGCAUGCUAUUGUUAACACAAGGUUUCAACAAGGCUCUGUUAGUCUCAACAGUGUAGGAUUUGCAGUUAUCAGAAAAGGAUGCUUAAGAUUAAGGUGCUAUGCAAUUGGUGAUGAAGGGAGUCUGAAUGAUCCUCUGAAGGAGAACAAGAAUGGCCCAAUUUUGGAAGAACUAAACGGGUCUGCCGCUUCCUUUCGAACUGUUGGGGCUGAAAUCACUCAGGAAACAGGAGAUUUUUUUGUCAGCGAUGCCGAGGGUGACCCAGACAAACCUACGGAGGGUUUCUCCUCGAUCGAGGAUGCUCUAAAUUCAUUGCGCAAGGGAAAGUUUGUUAUUGCUGUAGAUGACGAAAAGGGUGACAACGAAGGGGAACUUGUCAUGGCAGCAGAUCUAGUCAGCCCAGAAUCAAUUGCAUUCAUGAUCAGAAAUGGUUCCGGUAUCAUCUCAGUGGGAAUGAAGGAAGAGGAUCUAGAAAGAUUGAUGAUUCCUAUGAUGUCUCCCGUCACUGAAAUCGGUGACAUUUCAGCUGCUGCUUCCACAGUGACAGUGGAUGCCAGAGUGGGCAUAUCAAAUGGCGUGUCAGCUGCAGACAGGGCAAAAACCAUCCUUGCUCUAGCAUCCCCUGACUCUAAGCCCACUGACCUCAGAAGGCCAGGCCACAUCUUCCCCCUCAAGUACCGGAACGGCGGCGUGCUGAAAAGAGCAGGGAACACAGAGGCGUCGGUGGAUCUUGUCACAUUGGCCGGCUUGCGCCCUGUGUCCGUUCUGUCGACCAUCAUCGACCCGAAGGACGGUUCGAUGGCAGGAACACCAAUGCUGAAACAGAUGGCUUUGGAGCAUGAUAUCCCGAUUGUCUCGAUCGCUGAUCUCAUCCGGUACAGGAGGAAGAGGGAGAAACUGGUGGAACUGAUAGCAGUAUCUCGUUUGCCUACUAAAUGGGGCCUUUUCCGCGCCUACUGCUACCAAUCCAAGCUGGAUGGAACUGAGCACAUAGCUGUUGCCAAGGGCGAUAUCGGCGACGGGGAAGACGUGUUGGUGAGGGUGCACUCGGAGUGCCUGACGGGAGACAUCCUCGGCUCCGCCCGCUGCGACUGCGGCGAGCAGCUUGACCUGGCGAUGCAGCUGAUCGAGAAGGCCGGCCGCGGCGUCCUGGUGUAUCUGCGCGGCCACGAAGGCCGGGGCAUCGGGCUCGGCCAGAAGCUCCGCGCCUACAACCUGCAGGACCAAGGCAGCGACACCGUGGAGGCCAACGUCGAGCUCGGCCUCGCCAUUGACUCCCGCGAGUACGGCAUCGGCGCCCAGAUUCUUCGGGAUAUCGGCGUACGCACGAUGCGGCUGAUGACGAACAACCCGGCCAAGUUCGUGGGGCUCAAGGGGUACGGGCUGGCCGUGGUGAGCCGUGUCCCGGUGAUCUCGCCGAUCACCAAGGAGAACCAGAAAUACCUCGAGACAAAGAGGACCAAGAUGGGGCACAUCUACGGCUCCGACCUCCCCGGCGGCCUGCUCAAAGAAUUCCUCAAUCCGACGGAAGACAACACUACAAGCUAAUUUUAUACUUGUUACUACAACACAUUGCACAUAUCUUUGACGUUUCUUUCUUUAUACUCUGAGGCUCUGAGCAAUACAAUAAUCAAAAUUAAGA
Lolium perenne is the source of this 1785-nucleotide messenger RNA. RefSeq names its product probable monofunctional riboflavin biosynthesis protein RIBA 3, chloroplastic. The record is from RefSeq and is a predicted model, not a curated record. Gene Ontology annotation, biological process: riboflavin biosynthetic process. Gene Ontology annotation, molecular function: GTP cyclohydrolase II activity; 3,4-dihydroxy-2-butanone-4-phosphate synthase activity. Lineage: Eukaryota; Viridiplantae; Streptophyta; Magnoliopsida; Poales; Poaceae. Gene Ontology annotation, cellular component: cytosol.